Marmota monax (woodchuck) is the source of this 1473-nucleotide messenger RNA. RefSeq names its product keratin-associated protein 12-2-like. The record is from RefSeq and is a predicted model, not a curated record. The transcript has a single exon. Gene Ontology annotation, cellular component: keratin filament. The coding region runs from base 28 to 408 and encodes 126 amino acids. NCBI's taxonomy places the organism in Eukaryota, Metazoa, Chordata, Mammalia, Rodentia, Sciuridae.
CCCCAGCACCAGCCAGCCUCAGCCACCAUGUGCCACACCAGCUGCUCCUCAGGCUGCCAGCCGGCCUGCUGCCUGCCCAGCCCCUGCCAGGCGACCUGCUGCGUGCCCGUGAGCUGCAGGCCCACUGUGUGUGUGCCCGUGAGGUGCCAGGCGACCUGCUGCGUGCCCGUGAGCUGCAGGCCCACUGUGUGUGUGCCCGUGAGGUGCCAGGUGGCCUGCUGUGCGCCCGUGAGCUGCAGGCCCAUCGUGUGUGUGGCCCCCUCCUGCCAGUCCUCCGGGUGCCUUCCCGUGAGCUGCCGUCCUUCCGUGUGUGUGGCCCCCUGCUGCCAGUCCUCCGGGUGCUGCCAGCCCCCCUGCCCCACCCUCCUCUGCAGACCCGUCUCCUGUAGCACCCCCGCCUGCUGCUGACCACACGCCACAGACCAGCGGCUCCCAGGGCAGGCGGCCACCCCUGCACCCUGCCAGCACUGGGGACGGUGGAAAGCACGGCCAGUGGCCCCUCUGCACUGGGGGAGAGGGCGGGAGGACGGUGCUGAUGCCCCUGCCCUGCCUGUCCCCCGGGCAGUCCUGCUCCCAGGGGCCUUCUCUAAGCCCACGUGAGCUAAUAAACCAGCCUCCCUGCUGCCCCCUGUCUCCGUGUAUUUCCAAAGGUGCAGAACAAGGGAAGGGCAGUGGCCACUCCCCAAAGAGCCUUCGUCCCAUUGGCUGAGCUGACGAGGAGGGUCCCUGGUGGGGGAGAGACCUGAAUCUGUGUCCCACCCCCUUCCUGGGGCUCACUGAGGGUGGGGGACGGUGGAAAACACCCUGUCCCCUGAGGGGUGGGUGGGAAACAGGCCUAAAGGACCCUCCAACAGAGGGCAAGCCACCUCCUCUGCCCAGGAAACCAAAGCAGGGCAGGGCGGCUCUCUGGAGGAGGGGCAGGAAGUCUGAGAAGGCUUCUCACUGGGGAUCGGGCUACUGUCCCGUGCGGGGCAACCCUGCCGUCCCCAGUUGUGUUUUGUAAAAUCAUUCAUUCAAAGUUGCCCUGGGCCAGCCCAGACCCAAGGCAGUGGGCAUCGGGCAACCCCGCAGUUAGGCAAGUGGGGUGGCACCUCCUCAGAGAGACAGAUCGUCCUGGCCAGAUGCUGGCACAAAAUCUGUAAAAACAAGCUCCAGAUAAAACCUGCAGCAAAGCCAGGACCACCCCAAAAGUUGCCUUUCGGUCCUUCCCAGGAUCUCACUGGGACUGUGACCUGUCACCCCCUCAGUCCGGGUCGGAUACCUACGAAUGAACAUGACAUACUAGGGAGUUUGCAACGCGCUGCGAUACAAGCGCCAACAAGAACUUUGAUGUGGUGCUCACGCGAGACCCUUUGGGAAAUUCCCCUAAAAUUCCCAAUAAAAGCUGGGACACAGGACGGGGGCUGUCGCUCUCCUUCUGAGACCAGCCACACCCUCCCUGAGGGUGCUGGCUUCCUCUCUCCUCUAAUGAAC